Molecule: messenger RNA, 732 nt
Organism: Macrobrachium nipponense
Lineage: Eukaryota; Metazoa; Arthropoda; Malacostraca; Decapoda; Palaemonidae
Product: cuticle protein AMP1B-like
Exons: 5
Coding region: 123-581 (152 amino acids)
Source: RefSeq, a predicted model, not a curated record
AUGGGCGUGUUGUCUCGGAGUCACAGUAUAAAAGUGGGACCUUAGGUCACUACUCUUCACAUCGCUUCCGACCCUCGAUUGGAUCACACCUCCCUCUACGAACACCAGCUCAGCUGCUCGAAAUGAACGCUGCCAUUCUCCUCGCUUGCUGCCUAGGAUGCGCCGUGGCCCGCCCACAAGGUGCCGCCGACAGCGGUGCCUCCGCAGGAGGCGCCCCUGAAAUCGGGGCCUCCGUCGUCACUCCCAUCCCCAUCCUGAUCGACGAAAGAGUCCCCAUCGACGCCUUCGGUGGCUUUGGAAUGAGAUUCCAGACCGGAAACGGAAUCAGCUGGGCCGAAAACGCCGUGGCUGCCGGACCUCUGAACGAAGUUACAAGGACUGGCCAGUAUACAUUCACGCAUCCCGACGGGACUCCCCAUCUCCUGACCUACACCGCUGGCAUCCACGGAUUCCAGCCCAUCUCUGACUUGAUCCCCACCCCCCACCCACUCGAACCAUGGCACAUCGAACAGAUCGAAUUCGCCGCCCGUCAGAAGGCAGCUGAGGCAGCUGCAGCAGCAGAGAGCCAGGUGUCAGCAUAAGAACCAAUGUCCCUCUUCCAUUCUUCUCCGUUGUGUGAUUGCUUCCCAGUUUAAGCCUUUAUCUUGUUAAGAGUUUAUUGUUAAAGAGAGUGAUAUUUUCUAUGCACUGAGAAAUAUAUGAUAUAAAUAUUAUAUGCCAAAAAAUUUGCUU